Messenger RNA from Mya arenaria, 702 nucleotides. Its product is annotated as carboxylic ester hydrolase-like. The transcript is spliced from 2 exons. The record is from RefSeq and is a predicted model, not a curated record. Lineage: Eukaryota; Metazoa; Mollusca; Bivalvia; Myida; Myidae. Bases 1 to 702 code for a protein of 233 amino acids.
AUGGGAUCGCGAUGGACAGACUUGCGAAGGCAGACAGGAAAGAGCAGCAUGCAGCUGCAAGUCGUACGCAUCGGAACACCAAAAACGGAGUUAUUGUUCUGCUGUGAAAGAGGACCAAUCGUUGUUGAAGCGGCAAAGGCCAAUAUGAAGGGUAAGACCGUUAAAGUAGACUGCGGUCGAGUACGUGGACUUUAUAACGUCACUUCAAGAGCAUAUUCGUUCCGAGGAAUUCCCUAUGCCAGUCCUCCAGUUGGCAAUUUGCGUUGGAGACCACCAUUCCCGGUUAACAGCACCAACAAAAACUGCUGGCGCGGACGCCUUAACGCUAGAACAUUUGGCAGCCCGUGUUUGCAGAGAAACCCCCAAUUCACUGCCAACAUGACAAUUGGAAACGAGGAUUGCCUCUAUUCGAACGUCUGGACGCCCUUUCUUAACCCAACGGCAGGAAUUCCGGUAAUGUUCUGGAUACACGGGGGGUGUUUGGUUUUUGGAAACGGAAAUCAGCAGGAUAUUGUUUACGCGCCAACAGAGCAGCUGGCUCGUGACCAUGAUGUUGUCUAUGUCAGCAUCAACUACCGACUGAACGCGUUUGGAUUUAUGUCGCUGGACAUGCUGCGCGUUGGUUUGCAUACUAACACCUCCGGAAAUUACGGGUUCAUGGAUAUGCUAACAGGACUACAUUGGGUGCAAAACAACAUUUGA